Messenger RNA from Ipomoea nil (Japanese morning glory), 1709 nucleotides. RefSeq names its product BSD domain-containing protein 1-like. The record is from RefSeq and is a predicted model, not a curated record. Gene Ontology annotation, cellular component: cytoplasm. Bases 196 to 1539 code for a protein of 447 amino acids. The transcript is spliced from 2 exons. NCBI's taxonomy places the organism in Eukaryota, Viridiplantae, Streptophyta, Magnoliopsida, Solanales, Convolvulaceae.
UGUUUGGGUUUGGAAUCAUUCGAAGCCGUGGACGAUGAAAGGAUAAGACAGUUGGAAUCGCCGGAAAUUUGAUCAUCUCGCCGACACCGAAAUCCCACCUUGUAUCUUCGUUUUGUGGCCGGGCAUGGAGGCAACUGUGUAAUAUAUUUUGAUUCGGGAGAACAUCAAAGCCAUUUGUAUUUCUAUUUGUUCUCAAUGGACUUCUUCAAAUCAGUAUUCACCGAGGAGCAGGAUUACUCCGAUACUGAAGAUACCGAGAUUUCUUCUUCAAAUUUGGAUGUUCAAGCGCAGCCGGAAUCUCCACCUGGAGCUCCGGACGGUAAUCCGAACAUCCCAGCCAUUGUGAACGCGUGGGGCUUCGGGUCGGGUCUGUUGAAAACCCUAGCGUCGAAGUCGGAAUCUGUAAUCCAGAACUACCGUCGGGAUCUGGAGGAGUUCAGCUCCGGUCUGCAGAAGGAGACUGCUAUAAUCCGCGAAGCCGCCAGCCGCGCCGUCCAGGACUUGCCAGCUCACAUCGAAUCGGGCGCCACCGCUGCUCAGGAAUCGCUUGAAACCGUCGGCCAAGCCAUCGACGACAUUGGCUCCAGCGUAGCGGAGAUCAUUGUACAGGGUAAGGACUCGAUCCUCGCUCCUGAAGAUUCCGAUAACGAAUUCUCAGAAAACAGCGGUAGAAAUGACCGGAGCGAUGAUGUUUAUAAGCAACAUUUGAACUCGAAUGCGAAACCGUACAGUAGAAUUGAUGCUCUGAUCCGAGCAAUUCAGUGUGAUGCGAAAACGUACUGCGAGGAGCCGGAGGAUUCUGAGGACUACAAUGAAUGGAAAUUGGGGUUUGUGUUCGAGGAAAAGCUUGUGGAGAUUGGAGACUUGGUGGAGGAAAAUAAUGUAAUUGGUGAAAUUUACAGUGAGAUUGUGCCAAGUAAGGUUGACAGAGAGACAUUUUGGAGCAGAUACUUCUAUAAGAUUCAUCGGGUGAAGAAAGCAGAGGAGGCUAGGGUGAGACUGGUGAAGAGGGUGAUUUCUGGGGAAGAAGAUGAGGAAUUGACCUGGGAUGUAGAAGAUGACAACGACAACAACAACAACGGAUCGUGUGAUGUGUUGAGAAAAGAGAUUGCUGAGACUGAAAAUGGAGUGGACAGUUUACACAUUGAAGAAGACAAGCAAAAGAAUUCUGAAACUGCAAAAGACGCCAAUGUGAGUGCUUCUGAGGCCAAAACUCAUGAUGAGAAAGGGGAUUCAGAAGCUGAUGCUGAAUCAAGUGGGGAAAAGUUGAGGUUCAAACCUGAUGACAAAGGAGCUUCAGAAGCAAAGAAUGAUAACAGUGACUUUUCAGUUGUUUCUAGCCGACAAUCCUCGCGUGAGGAAGAGGACCUCGGGUGGGAUGCAAUUGAAGAUAUGGAGAGCAUUUGUGAAAGCAAGGCAACUGGACAAGCAAAUACCAUCAGAGCUGAUCUGCAUAAGCGCAUUAAUGUUGGCAAUGAAGAGGAAGAGCUGACAUGGGAUAUCGAUGACGAUGAUGAUGAUGUGCCUUCUAAACCUUGAUUUCAGGGUCUCCAUGGACUUCAGAUGGUACAUAAUUGCAGGUGCUCCAUUUAUACUUAACUGCAGAAGUUUAUUUUGCCAUGUGUGAUGGUGAUUAUUCUCUUAUUCAUUUCACAAUAAAAUGUGUAUAUAUAUAUAUAUACAGUUUAUUGUUUCUUUAAUUUUUAAAA